AAUAUUCAUGAAACUUUUACUGCAAAACCUUCUGAGCCAAAAUAGAAGAUUGAUGAAUUGGAAAUAGUUUGAAUGGCAGAAUAUAAUUAUAUGCAGGGUAUUAACUACAUAAAUAAUAAUUCGACGAAAUAGGCUUUCAAAUACAUGUUUGAAGCUUUGAAAAUGCCUAAAACAAGAAAACGAGGGGGAAAACAACCAUUGGUAUGCUAUGUUUUAUUCGAAGAUUAUGAAAAUACAACUAUGACGAGCGUCCUACACAGAGCUCUGCAACUUGUUCUACUUGGUUGAAAGUAGGCUGAGAGUUUAGACGGGACGGGGAGUAAGGUGUCUGAAUCCUCAUCAGAAGCGUCAGAUCAUCGGGAGGGUUACAGCGGUAAGCAGCAGUUCUACACCAGUCGCACGUUAAACCAUGUAAAAACAGAUUACUCACAAAAGCGAAGCAAUAUCACCACAAAAAUAAACAACGGUAACUAAAUACAUAUUGGAAGUCAACUCAUCAGAGCAUGUCCCAGGAUUAUUAAAAUAAACGCCAUUGGACCUUAUUGGAGCUUGAUUGAUAUUGGAACAAACAUUUAUGAGUGAACUGUGCAAACUUUACGAGUUAAUUUGAGAGAAGAGGAAAAAAAAACGGGAGCUAAUGACUGACGUCUAUUAAUUUUAUUAAUGAUAAUUAGAUUAAACAAAAAAGGCGGAACGAGCGAAAUAUACGUCACAGGCUGAGGGGGCUUUCCCAGGUAAAAUAGACCUGUCUCGUUGUAACGAGGUCAGACCGUAAACAGAACGGCAUGUGAGGAUACUAGUAUGGACGAUUUACAGGAGGAGAGUUUAUAGUGAAACAUUAUUAUGAAGUUAUACAAAAUUCGAUUCAUUGUCCUCGGACUAUUACUACGUGUGUUUUUUGUGUGGUGUCAGACUUGCGGUACAAAAUUUACAGACCCGGCCUCCAGUGCUUACCUAGCAGAGGCAGUGGUGGAGGGGAAGGUGUCCAAAAUUAUGACUUCUAAUGAGGAAGGAAGGUAUAAUGUGACAUUGGUGAUCCGGAAAGUUAGAAAAGGUGACAGGCUACUACCGAAAGGGAAGAAAACUAAGAGAUUAACGAUUGGUGAAUUCGGAGAGGAAAAUUUACGUGAUUGUGUGACGCGUAUAACAAAAUCAAAGAAAAAAUAUUUCUUUUUUCUUAAAAAGGUGACGAUUGAAAAAAGUACAUUUUAUAGAAUUUCAGCGUUUCCGGUGUCAGUGUCUAAACAGACUGGACGAUUAAUUAAAAAGGCAGCAUGUAAAACAUGUGGUAAAAAACCAGAGUUAAAGAAAAUCAAAGCAAAAAAUGUGCAGACUGGCAGGAGAUUACAAUUGCGAUGUCGUCUGCGAUCUGGAAAGCCAGACCCGACCAUUGUGUGGACCAAAGACGGAGUUCCCAUUUCCGGAAAAACAAAGGGUGUUCAAAUUAAGAAAAGAAAGAAGUAUUUGCAAUUAAGAAUAAACAAAGCUUCUAGCAAAGAUGCAGGAGUUUAUAGAUGUAUAGCAACCAAUGUUGUCGGAACAACGGCGAAAUCCGUAAACAUUAAAGUGUUCCCCAAGAAAACCCCAACGACGAAACGACCGGCAAAAGUCACAACAUCGGGAACAUCAGGAAGAUAUAUCCCAUGCAGGCCAGAAGACCAGGGCUAUUGUUUGAAUGGUGGAACAUGCCGAAUCAUAAAAGACCUUGAUAUUAAAUCCUGCGCCUGUCGUCGCAGUUACUAUGGAGAACGAUGUGCCAUACGCACUCCAGACAUCCGGGAAUUUUUGGAUGGAAAAUCACCAGACCCCGAUCGGGAUCGAACUUUGACAAUCAUUGGCAUUGUAAUUGGAAUUUUGAUUUUUGUCUGUUUCUGCAUUGCAUCCUACUUCCUUGCAAAGAAUAGACGCAUGGCGUACUUGAAGCGGAAAGCUAAAAAUAAACAGUUGAACGGCACAGUCAUACCAUACACUGUCGUAGAUCCACCACCCAGCGGACGAAUGUUGCAUAGACAGAAUACGGUAAACAUGGAAACACAGACUGAAGAUGGCAAUCUCUACCAACCUUUCCCGAACACAAACCAGGGUUUGUCGAAUGCAUACCUAAAUCCACUAGACAGUAACUUCCUCAGAAAUCCACCUGCGAAUAGAAAUUCUCGGACAAGACUCUCUGGCGUGUCAAUGGAACGGGAAAGGCCGACUUCUCAGCCUGAGACGAUGAUGUCCCCCAAACCACUCUACAACAGAAGUCCAUCAGAUCCAACCAGGCCGUCUCUUCCAACGGAACACCGAGGAGACAAAAUACCAAGGUUGUUUGUCUCGGAUGAAUCAGUUGGAAGCGACGGCGAAGAAGGUACAGAGGACGAUACUUCGUUGCGGAUCAGUGAAGACGAUGAGCGCACUCCGUUUGUACGACAAGAUCCGUCUGAAUCUGGACGUUUCGAUCCAGAUCAGAAUUAUUUUAAAAACGACGAUGACACUUUGUCUCAGAGGUCUCCUUGCGUAGAUGAUGAGUUGAGACGUAUUUACUGUGGAGAUGACAAUGAUAGAUAUGACAGAAGGUGUUCAGAAACUUUAUCAUGGAACGAAAGAGGUUCCCCAGAGCAAUGCCAUCAAGAAAACUGUUUUAAUAUAGAAGAUCCAAUGUACAUUAAAUCAAGCAAUUGUAUAGAUUUGAAAGAUAAUCCAGUUAGCUUUGGCAAUAAUUACAGUCUUACCAACAAUGACCUUCUAGAUGACAAGCCUUCCACGCCUGUUUAGCUAGCAGGAAUUGGGUAUGAGAUACACUUUGUGUUCUCAAAAUUCAAUAUCUUGCCUCCGUGAAAUCUUGCUGGCGGGGUUUUUCGGAGACGAGCAAUAAUGGCAACAGGAAUAUAAGGCUCUGAUAUAUGCCUUGGGAACUGAUAGUCAGAGAGAUGAAUUUUCGAGUAUUAUUGAAAAGUUAAAAGAUAAAAACAACUUCGGAUAGUCGGAAAGAAAAAUGAGGAAAUGGAUGCAUUUUCGUCGUUUCUUUUCCACAUAUUUGUUAUAUGUAAUCAUAAAGUUAUGAACAAAAUUUCAAUUCAGUGCCACUGUUAUUCGAAUUUGUGUGAUAAACUUGAUAUCGCUCACGUGAUUUCACGUGCCUGUUUCGUAUGUCUCUCAUCAUUCCAGAACAGGUGAUAAAAUGUCUCAAGAUGUAUGUUCACGAUGUAUACAUCCCAGUGAUACUUUUAUAUUAUUAUCUGAUGCUUUUGAAUAAUACUUGGUUUUUUUGGACGGUUAUAUUGUAAAUAUGCCUGUUACUUGUUAUAGCUUGUCUUGUAACGUUAUCUUUUAAUAUAUUGUUACUCUUCACGUUUCAUUGUCCACAGUAAAUGUUGCGGUAUUUUCUUAAUAUCAAUAGUCAGUUGAAUAAGGCAUUUAAUGUACAAAGAUUAUGAUAGCCAAUACAGAACUUACAUUCCUUGUUCUCGUUCAUUUGUAUAUAUAAUCAUGUCUUAUUAUUUAUUGUUGUUCAAAACUGUUGGGAAAUGUAAUGCCUUCAAUAUCAUUAUAGUACGUUUUGAACAAAAUGUGCGUAGAAAUCUCACACAAAAACUUUGUCUGGGGAUCGUAUUUCCUAUUUUGAAGAAUGUUGCCAUAUAAAACACUGCCAAUAUCAUGACCUUGUUUUUCCAUUUGUAGUGUAAUUUUGAAAUACAUGUUAUAGACGAUAUUACGCAUUGAUCACUGUUUUUGGCAUGUUAUAUGAAACUUACAUACCAGUUACUUUCCUAUUGGAGUAAAUACGGAUCAGAACAACUUUCAUCAAUACAUAAAUGAAAUUGACACCACUAUGGUAACACGCAGUGUAGUAAAUUACAAAUCCUUGACAUUAAUGCAUUUAUAUGAACAGAAUGAAUGAAAAUGGAAAAUGAAUGUAUGAAUGUGUGGUUUAUUUUAGUUUACAAGGUCGUCUUUUAAGUAUUGUAAUGUUUACAAGAUGAAUUUAUCCUUUCUUCUUAGUAUUGAUUCUGUACCUGUAUGGACUUCUGCAUAUGACGAUCAGAUCGUGUAGAUUUUUGUUAAACGUUUUUGAGACACUACUUUUAAUGGACUACAAAUCUAUUUUUUUAAAGAAAUCCAUUUUCUCAUUCUAUCCUUGCAUUUUAUGUUUGAAAUGGUUUGGGGCUUCUCAAAACAUUGAUGUAUGUCUAAGUUUGCUAAAUGUGUGAUAUUGUUUGAAAACUUACUUAAACUAUCUCUAAAAUUGCGUUUCGUUAAGGAAUAUUUUCAGAUAUAAAACUUGAUUACAUGCCCAUAAGGAUAUGGAUGUCCCCAUUGCCAUUUGGGAAGACAGGCGACUGACAUUUUUCCUUACUGUUCACACAUAUCUUUCUUUUCAUCUUGUGAAAACAUCCUGUUAAUAUUUGCCCCUUAAUUUCCUUUUAUGAGAAGUAUUACGUGUAUUAUUUUUGUGGUGCUAGAAUGCGAGUUGUUUUAAUGCUGUUAUUUAUUCUUAGUGUACGUUUAGUAAUUGUAAAAUUAGAUGUGAAGUAUUUUUAUAAUAAAAUAACUUUGAAGUAUAAAAAAGAAAA
Molecule: messenger RNA, 4556 nt
Organism: Ostrea edulis (European flat oyster)
Lineage: Eukaryota; Metazoa; Mollusca; Bivalvia; Ostreida; Ostreidae
Product: pro-neuregulin-1, membrane-bound isoform-like
Exons: 9
Coding region: 844-2757 (637 amino acids)
Biological process (GO): intracellular signal transduction; nervous system development; animal organ development
Molecular function (GO): signaling receptor binding
Source: RefSeq, a predicted model, not a curated record